CCCAAGUUGAGAAUCUGAGCAACCUCGCCUAGCUUCCUUCUUUUUUCCACUCGAGACUUUCGUAGAAAUGGUCAGAUACGCUGCCACUCCGUCCAACCCUGCCAAGUCCUCCCUCUCCCGUGGUUCUUACCUCCGUGUUCACUUCAAGAACACCCAUGAGGUCGCCGUUGCCGUCACUGGCAUGAAGCUUUCCAAGGCUUUGACCUACCUUGGUGAUGUCCAAGAGCACAAGCAAGCCAUUCCUUUCCGUCGUUUCAACGGUGGUGUUGGCCGCACUGCUCAAGCCAAGCCUUUCAAGACCACACAAGCUCGCUGGCCCGUCAAGUCCUGCAAGUUCGUCGUUGACUUGUUGAAGAACGCUGAGAGCAACGCCGAGGCCAAGGGUCUUAGCGUCGAGGACCUUUACGUUGCCAACAUUGUUGUCAACCAGGCCCCCAAGCAGCGCCGCAGAACUUUCCGCGCUCACGGUCGUAUCAACCCUUACCUCUCCCACCCUUGCCACAUUGAGGUUGUCCUCUCCGAGAAGGGAGAGACUGUUCAGAAGGAGGACGGUAAGAAGGUUGCCAAGCUUAACGCUCGUCAACUCGCUCGUCAAUCUCGUCUCCGCGCUUAAAUAGUCUGAUAUUUGUAGAAAAGGACCAAAUUAAAAAAGUUUCAACUUAACCCAUUAGCAAAUGAUUGCAACAGACUACUUUUGAACACCAAAUUUUUAUUGUCUCUCUAUAAGAAGACUUAUUUUACAAACGUAUUUAAUGAAGUUGGGGGAAUGUGAGAGGAGCUUGCAUUAGCCAAGUUAGGUUUCUAUAUGCCAUGUAAACGUUUUGCGCGUUUUCUAUAAUAGUUGCUUGCCAACAAACUCGCAAGCCGUACCUUUUAGUCUUCAUCAAGCUUGC
Messenger RNA from Umbelopsis ramanniana AG, 893 nucleotides. RefSeq lists its product as uncharacterized. The record is from RefSeq and is a predicted model, not a curated record. NCBI's taxonomy places the organism in Eukaryota, Fungi, Mucoromycota, Umbelopsidomycetes, Umbelopsidales, Umbelopsidaceae. Bases 68 to 613 code for a protein of 181 amino acids. Gene Ontology annotation, biological process: cytoplasmic translation. The transcript has 5 exons. Gene Ontology annotation, cellular component: cytosolic large ribosomal subunit; ribosome. Gene Ontology annotation, molecular function: structural constituent of ribosome.